Messenger RNA from Patiria miniata (bat star), 1731 nucleotides. RefSeq names its product sulfotransferase 1C3-like. The record is from RefSeq and is a predicted model, not a curated record. The transcript is spliced from 7 exons. Gene Ontology annotation, molecular function: sulfotransferase activity. NCBI's taxonomy places the organism in Eukaryota, Metazoa, Echinodermata, Asteroidea, Valvatida, Asterinidae. The coding region runs from base 446 to 1324 and encodes 292 amino acids. Gene Ontology annotation, cellular component: cytoplasm. Gene Ontology annotation, biological process: sulfation.
UAAUAAAGACCAAAAACGUAGACUCAUGAAUAUUAAAAAAUUUAAUUUGCUGGCUUGACAAAUUUUGAGGCCAGAUCGGGCGCAAAGCCUUGCAAAUCUGAAAGCUACGAAAGCUGUUAGUGCCAACAUUUGCAAUAACCCCCCCCCAAAAAAAGCCUCCGUAUUCAUGGUAUUUGCCACCAGUACGGGCCGUAAUAUCACAAGUAUAUAACCAGGAGUUUGGCCGAGUCGUUAAUCCUUGUGUGUAGGAUCCGUGUUGUGGGUGACCUUGCAAGUGCAGAACGUGACCCCUGCAUGGAUAAUGCACACUGUACAUGGAAACACGCAUGGAUCAUAAUUAUACGGGUCACGCACUGCACAGGGCGGUAAGGUUACACAUAUGGUUGUGGGAUCGAUACAGUGUACCCUGCAAUAUACAUGAUUGAUUUUGGCCCCCUGGAUCGUCAUGGAAAAAUAUGUAACUCUCGAGGAAUUUAGGGAAGUUUUGAGCCGACGGUUUUCGGACGAGUUUCCUCGAGUUCUAAGCGAUUACGAAGGAGUGCCUCUAUUCCCAGAAGUAGACGAGGUGGUUAAGGAACUCAAGACGUAUGACGUCAGAGAAGAUGACUGUUGGGUCGUUACAUAUCCCAAAGCAGGUACAACUUGGGUGCAAGAGAUUGUGUCCUGCGUGAUGCAUGACGGGAACCUGGAAGCAGUUAACGGGAGGCAUACCAUAUUCCGUGUGCCGUACAUUGAUCAGACGAUUCCUGCGCGAGCACGACAAUGGAAAAGUAUGCCACCCAUUCCGAAGAUCGUGGCUGAGAUGCCAUCACCCCGGGUCAUUAAGUCGCAUCUACCAGGUCAACUCCUGCCCCCGCAGCUGUGGCAGAAACAUUCCAAGCUUGUCUACGUUAUCCGCGACCCAAAGGACGUGAUUGUGUCCUUCUUCCACUUCGAGAAGAUGUUUGAUCCGGAGAAAGCUGAGAAAUCUUUUGCGGACCUCUACGAAAGGUCGAUGACCGGGAAAGGUAACCCCUGCAUUUCAUUCAUACAUGUACAGUGUGAUCUGCGAGGUAAUAUCGAGAGGGUCAGUCUGUUUCUGGGCAAGAACCUGUCAGCCGAGAUACUGGAUGCGAUUACGGAGCACUGCACGUUCAGCAACAUGAAGAAGAACCCCAUGACAGACAUGGACACACUGUACCCGCACAGCAUAAAAACAGGAGGUACCUUUAUGCGAAAAGGCAACGUUGGGGGUUGGAAAGAUUGGUUCACUGUGGCACAGAACGAAGCCAUGGACGCCCUCAUUAAGGACAAGCUGCACGGCACCGGACUCACCUUCUACUAGUCAAGCAAGCUGCGCUCAUUCCCAGCUGAACAUCAUUACACUGACAAACAGCUAUGAGCAAGUGCGAUCAAAACUGUACAAAAAAGCACAAUCGAGAAAAUGCACAGAAUACACAAUUCACUAUGAAAUGAUAAUGCAUGUUGUUGAAACGAUUGCUAACAGGUAUAUUUGACCGUUCACAAACCUAUCAUAGACAUGUGCUGUUUUUGUAUGAUCACCGCGCGAAGGAAAUUGGGGAUAAGAAGGUUGUGUUUCCCUAAGAAUCGAGUCAUUGGAGCAUGCAAUAGUUGUCAUUCCAGUACCCCUGGGGCGUCGCACAUUUAACAGUAUGGGCGUCCGCUGGGGUGUCAAUGCCAGCCUGCCCACACAAAAAUGACAAAUUGAGAAAAUGCAAGUCAGAGAGCAAG